CCUGUCGUUUCCACUGGUCACCCUGAACACGGCGGCGGAUCCUUUCCCCCUACCCUCAGUUCCAUCGUUUGGCUGCAUUCAUGGUCUCCCUGCUCUCUCGCGCGCCCUACCUCGCGUACCUCCCCAAGCCCACCUCCUCCUCGCUGCGGCCGCCCCAGCCCGCCAUGUCGUCGUCCUCCGCCGCCGCCCCUGUGGAGGCGGCGGCCCAGCCGAGGAAGCUGCCGGUGCUGCUGUUCGAUGUCAUGGACACCCUCGUCAGGGACCCGUUCUACCACCACAUCCCCGCCUUCUUCCAAAUGUCCAUGAAGGAACUACUAGAAAGCAAACAUCCAACGGCAUGGUCAGAAUUCGAGAAGGGACUGAUUGAUGAGACCUGCAAUGCUGGCGUCACGUGUCCCAGGAGCACAGGGGCAGCUCGAAACACUGCAGUUUUUCUAUUUGCUGUAACUUUACAGACUUGCGAGGCUCCCAGCUGCAGAACUGGCAUCGGACGCCACGCGCCCUGUGAAGCACGGAGAGGAGUCCAAACGCUAGUAGCUUUCAAGAAACCCGAUAAUGAGCUGGCCAAAAAGUUCUUCAAUGAUGGCAGAUCUUUUGAUUUGGAAGGUCUCAAAGAGUGCAUGGUGAGAGCAUAUGAGUACAUUGAUGGUGUCGAAGAUAUUCUUUGCUGUUUGAAGAAAAAUAACUAUGAGAUGCAUGCUUUUACCAAUUAUCCAGUAUGGUACCAGUUAAUCGAGGAUAAGUUAAAGCUCUCAAAGUAUUUGUCCUGGACAUUUUGCUCUUGUAGAACUGCCACCUGAGUUUCAGAGCCUAGCCCAAAUUCUGAAGAUUUGAAAUGCCGAGGCCCCCGAGGUACAUGAUUGGAUUCACACUCCACAAUUUCACCAAAAACACAAUGGAUGAUUGGGUUGUAUGAACUAGCCUUUAUCACCUUGAAUGUACAUGCAUUAAUAAAGAUUGGGCCUUUAUGGCCAUAUAUGUAUAUGAGGUGCAUAUUUUGGCCUUUAAUUUGAGGUGGACAAGUGAGUUAUAUUACCUCGAACACACAAGCAUGUCCUACAACUCAUAACAUACAGAUAGCUGUAUAUAACAGUGUCCUGCAGUUAUCCAUUUCAUGACAAUUUAAUGGUAGGAAAUAGCUAACCAUUAUGUAUAUUCGUCACUUCCAAGCAUAUAAUUUUCCUCACUGCAAAGCUGAAGUGGAAGCUUUGUUGAUAUUCCUUUCUAUGGCAUCUUGCUGGUCCAGAGAAACUAACUCUACAUCUAUAUGUAUCUGAUUUGUUUGAACUGAAUGUAGAAGUUUUGGUUAAGUAUAUAUCAGGAGAUGGAAUGCAGAUGGUUCAUGCAUAAACAAGUUCUGCACUUCAAGUGACUAGUGUUAACUACAAUUAAACAAUGGGUCCAUGGCUGCUUAAUAUAAAUGCUUGGCCAUUA
Molecule: messenger RNA, 1434 nt
Organism: Panicum virgatum (switchgrass)
Lineage: Eukaryota; Viridiplantae; Streptophyta; Magnoliopsida; Poales; Poaceae
Product: flavin mononucleotide hydrolase 1, chloroplatic-like
Exons: 7
Coding region: 81-800 (239 amino acids)
Source: RefSeq, a predicted model, not a curated record